Aspergillus steynii IBT 23096 is the source of this 1989-nucleotide messenger RNA. Its product is annotated as fungal specific transcription factor domain-containing protein. The record is from RefSeq and is a predicted model, not a curated record. The transcript is spliced from 4 exons. Gene Ontology annotation, molecular function: zinc ion binding; DNA binding. NCBI's taxonomy places the organism in Eukaryota, Fungi, Ascomycota, Eurotiomycetes, Eurotiales, Aspergillaceae. Gene Ontology annotation, biological process: DNA-templated transcription. Bases 1 to 1989 code for a protein of 662 amino acids.
AUGGAUAGCACAGAACCCGAUGCCCGGCCUUCGAACCAUGAGUCUUGGAUCCGAAAUUCCAGCGGCGCGACUAGCCCCGAACCUGACGAGCGUUCAUCCAAAAGACUGAAAAGGGGCAAUUAUGUUUCUAAAGCCUGGUAUCAUGCAUCAAAGACGCAAAAUCCUCCGCGAGGUCAAAAAGAAGGAUUCUCUGGUGAAACAUCAAUCAAUCAUGCACUUGGAGAGAUUGAAGGUUAUUUGAGACAUGUCCGAGAGCUUCAUUCUCAACCGGAGCCGUCCGCAUCAAGAGAAACAUCUGUAUUCCUUCCAUCAUCUCCCCGGGGAAAUUCACGGCAUCCAGGUCCCUCGGAAAUCCUCAGGAAUCACGGCAUCACACCGGACUUUCGGCAAUGGUCAAUAUUCGUUCAAAACUUUAGUGACGAGGUGCAUGUUUUGUUUCCCUUUCUUCAUCUGCCAACAUUAUGGACUAAUCAUACCACAAUGUGGAAUGACUAUAUCCUCACACCAUCCAUUGACGACUCUGAGUAUACUGCAGAUAAUCGACUUAUGAUGGCCCAAGUAUGGAUCUGCGUGGCUAUUGGAAAAUGCACUGCGUCUCCACGGAGUAACACCCAACAGGGCAAACAUUCUUCUGGCUGGAGUCUCUACAGGGCUUCUUUGGACCUCAUUGGCGACCUUUUCCGAAGCUUUCAAGACUGUUUAGACCAAAUGCUUGUUGUAUAUCUUUUUCGGGUGGAUGCAAAUGAAAGAGCUGAGAAGGUUCUAGCUAUUGCCAUCUCCCAUGCUCAUCAUUUGGGUCUUCAUCGAUCCAAAGUGGUUAACGCCAUGUCAGCCUUCAACAGUGAACUUUUUAGGAGGGUUUGGUGGUGUCUUUAUGUCUUGGACCGGAGAAUAGCAAUAGAGACUGGUCACCCUGUCCUCAUUCAGGAUAAUAAUGUCGACUCCCCUUAUCCUCAAUGCCUUGGCGAUGGCUGGCUCGCUGCUCACCAAGAUGAUCCAAAAAGCUGUUCGGAUCUGAAUUCUGAUAUCGACGCCGAGGUCAAUCGAGAGAUUGUUACACCCAUUCCCUAUCUUAUCGCUACCAUAAAAUACUCCAUGGUCGUGGGCAAGGUCUGGGAAGCUGUAUAUGGUGCCCGCGAUAGUGAUCUUAUUCCAGAUCCAACCUUGCUUGACCAUCUGGAAAAUACAAUAUCACAAGCCCAAGGAGAAGUUCGAAUUGAAUUUUCCCUUCUGAAUCAAGAGCGUCAGUCAAAUCCUCAAACUAGUGUUCUAGCAUGGUGGCAAAUCAAACAGCAAAUGAUUAUGCGAAUUCGAUGGCUAUGUCUUCGUCUCUUGAUUAGAAAACCAUUGUUACGUGAAACGAGCUCCUCAAGCCAUCUACAAAAUGAUACGACAUGCAUAAGCAUUGCCCGCGAUAUACUUCAGAGGUUCAGCGAGGUGCCAGAAGCCAAAGCCAAAUCUGCUUUCCCGUUCCUUCACUACCUAGUCGGAGCAACAAUGGUUUCUCUGGGUCUGGUUUGCAAGCAGCCUGACUCUAAGCAAACCCUAGGUGCCCUUACUUUACAGGCGGCACACUCUUUAGAGAGAUAUUGUCAGAAUACGUGGGUAUCUGGGAGGAUGGUCCGAACGAUAUGGAAAUUGAAUCAAAUGGUCAAGACCGUUAUUGAGAGUCCUAUUCCCUCGCGGUCACAUUUGCCACCUGCCCAAAUGCCGCUUUCAAUGACGCCACGUUUGAGAGGGCGGCCUUAUCGUCAUUCGCUUCUAAGUAAUUUUCCCCGAAACAGCUCCGACCAAACACUACAUUCGACAAUCGGUACAUCUGCAAGGUUUCCCGGAAUAGCAAACCUGGCGAAUGCUUUUGGUCCGAAUGCUCGUUCGCAUCAUACUCAGUUUCUACAGCACCCGUCCACUGCAGGCAUUCCAAAUUUGUUAAUGACUGAUUUUGAUUUUGAAGAAAGAGUGAAUAAUUUUCCAGCAACUCAGAGGUAA